Pelobates fuscus (common spadefoot toad) is the source of this 1297-nucleotide messenger RNA. It is a transcript of the gene HSD17B10, whose product is annotated as hydroxysteroid 17-beta dehydrogenase 10. The coding region runs from base 53 to 835 and encodes 260 amino acids. The record is from RefSeq and is a predicted model, not a curated record. Gene Ontology annotation, biological process: estrogen metabolic process; fatty acid metabolic process; androgen metabolic process. Lineage: Eukaryota; Metazoa; Chordata; Amphibia; Anura; Pelobatidae. The transcript has 6 exons. Gene Ontology annotation, molecular function: estradiol 17-beta-dehydrogenase [NAD(P)+] activity. Gene Ontology annotation, cellular component: mitochondrion.
GCUUGCUCUUCUGUGAUUGGCUGGUUGUUUUCAGCAGGCUCCCGGAACAAAAAUGGCGAACUUGAGGAGCUUGAAGGGCCUGGUUGGCAUAGUCACUGGAGGAGCCUCUGGUCUUGGUCGUGCCACUGUAGAGCGGUUGGUGCGCCAGGGAGCCAGCGCUGUUAUCGUAGAUUUGCCCAAGUCCGAAGGAAGCAGUGUGGCUCAGUCUUUGGGGGAUAAGUGUGCCUUUGCUCCAACUGACGUGACCUCUGAGGCUGAUGUGAAGAACGCAUUGCAGUUGGCGCAAUCAAAGUUUGGACGUGUUGAUAUUCUGGUUAACUGCGCUGGGAUUGCUGUUGCAUUUAAGACAUACAAUGCAAACAAACAGCUUCCCCACAGUUUGGAGGAUUUCCACAGAGUUGUAAAUGUGAACAUCUGCGGGACUUUUAAUGCUAUCCGCCUCGCUGCUGGUGAAAUGGCAAAGAAUGAACCCAAUGAGGAUGGGCACAGAGGGGUGAUUGUUAACACGGCCAGUGUGGCUGCCUUUGACGGACAGGUGGGACAAGCGGCAUAUUCAGCCUCCAAAGGAGGGAUUGUAGGGAUGACGCUCCCUAUUGCACGUGAUCUGGCUCCUAUUGGGAUCAGAGUAAUGACCAUUGCUCCAGGUUUAUUUGCAACACCUCUUCUUGCUGGACUUCCUGAGAAAGUGAGGUCAUUCUUGGCAAAGCAAGUACCUUUUCCCAGCAGGUUAGGGGACCCAGCAGAGUAUGCCCAUCUGGUACAGGCCAUUGUUGAGAACCCUCUGCUUAAUGGUGAAGUUAUUCGACUUGAUGGUGCCCUUCGUAUGAUGCCUUAAGUUAACAAACCUUCUUUCCCAUUGGGACCAGCCUGGCCCUCCGUCCAGAUGUUGCUAAAUCCCACAAGCAACAGUGCUAAGUGUUUCAUACCUUUUUGAGUGUACAAGGACUAGAGACACAAAAGUGUUUUUCUGGACAUGUUGCCCAUAAUUGUUAAAGGAAUACCUGAAGAAGAAUGUAAUUAAAACCAACACCUGUCCUGUGUAUCCAUGUAUACAGCUAGUUUGGGUGAUUUAUUAUGCGAAAUUGUAACCUUGAAUCGCUGUUGUGACUUAAUUUUGGUUUUGUAGACAAUAAAACCACAUAGAAAUGGUUUAGAAUACAAUAAUAUGGUGCAUUUUGGCACCUGGGGGUUGUAAUAUAAAUGUUGGUCCAGUAAACUUCAUUGAAAGCCAACAUGAUUGUGUAGUGGAAUAUAGGGUUAUCCAAUCUUUAAUAAACUGAUGAUCAAAGAUCUUAAA